UAACUAGUGUUAUUGAGAGAAGUGUCAGAGUUCAGCCGGGUGGGAAGCAGAAGCAGCCAUUUUACCUCUUGCUGCCUUCCCAUCAGCCAUGGAGCACAGGCGGACAGACAGUUAACUAUCUGCUCACGUCUCUACCAGGCUGGCUAGGUACAGGCACAGGUGCCAUGGUGACGCUGAAUCGCUUGAGUGUAGAGGACCCAGAUGAUGGCUCCCCGCUGCUGCCCGAGGCUGCAGAGGCUGCAAUACCAACACCUGUCUCUCACUGGAAGAGAGUGGUCACAAAGACUGACUCCAGGGAAUUUUUCCUCAGCAGGAAUGAGAACCUUGCCCUCAGUCUGGUGCUGCUGAUCGGAGGCUACUCAGCCGUUCUGAUUCCUGCAUAUUUCCACUUGGAUCAAGUGGCAACAUUCAGUGAUGACUACAAACAUCCCAAAGAUCUGGCCCUUCUAAAUCAGUCAGCUGCCCUGCUGUCAGACCCCUGCCAGCCUCGCUGGUGCCUGAACCACCUCAAGCCCCUGUCCUGUUCUGCAGGCCUCCUAGACAUCCCUGUGUUUGUGCAGCAGGACAGGCCUGCAUCCUGGGAUCUGUCCCCUCCUCUGGGGCUCCAGGGCAGUGAAGAACAUCUGGCCCUGGCUCUUUCCUCUCUGCCUGAGCCUGGCCUGCCUCCAUCACUGAGGAGAGAAGGCAGCUGCAGGCGAUGUAUGGUGGUGGGCAACGGAGGGGUUCUUUAUGGGAGCCAUCUUGGAUCUCAUAUAGAUCAGUAUGACAUCAUUAUUAGGUUAAAUAAUGCUCCUGUGCCUGGCUUUGAGAGAGAUGCUGGUUCCCGCACCACAAUCCGCCUGAUUUACCCAGAGGGGGCACCUCACUCUCAAAAUGAGUACAAAAAGACCACCAUGGUUGCUCUGGUGGUCUUUAAGAGCCUGGACCUGGACUGGCUUACUUCUGUCAUCACCAAACAGCCUCUGAGCCUCUGGUCCAAAAUGUGGUUCUGGAGGGAGGUGGUGGAUGAUAUUCCCCUGAGACCAGAGAACUUCAGGAUCCUCCACCCAGAGAUUAUUCACAAGACAGGACAAGUCUUGCAAAAAUAUGCUCUGAAGCAGGGAAAUAUGGUGCCAACACUAGGUGCCAGUGCAGUGGUGAUGGCUUUGCAGAUCUGUGACCAGGUGAGCUUGGCAGGGUUCGGAUAUGAUAUGCAGCACCCAGAAGCCAGGCUACACUACUACGAGACCAUUCGCAUGGAUGCAAUGAAGGCUCAAGUGGUGCACGAUGUCAACGCUGAGAAACUCUUCUUGAGGGACCUGGUAGCUGCAGGAGCUGUGACUGACCUCACAGGAGCUCUGUGAGUCAGCAGCGCAGAGACUGAUAAUAUGCACUCCUCCCUCUCAAUGUGAACCUGUAUGGUGUCCUCCAUAACUGUGCCCUAUUGGAAGAAUCCUACACAGCACGGACUGACCUUUAAAAUGCUCACAGUCUCCAGGGUUACCUGACGAGUGAGCAAAUUAAAUUCUAAAGGUUAGAUUGUAGGAGAUUGUAGAGACUACCCUGAAGCAUAUCUUGUUAAAAUUCAGUGAUUCCAUAACCAGCUGUUACAAGUACUGUAAUUGUCAUAUGGGUGAAUAAUUUCUCAUCACUCACAUACAAUAAAUGCAAUAGUAUGUGGUUCAAACACACAUUUAAUUAUGUUUACAGUGACUCAAUAAAAAGUGAAUAUGAAA
Lates calcarifer (barramundi perch) is the source of this 1715-nucleotide messenger RNA. RefSeq names its product ST3 beta-galactoside alpha-2,3-sialyltransferase 7 (gene st3gal7). The record is from RefSeq and is a predicted model, not a curated record. The transcript is spliced from 8 exons. Bases 165 to 1343 code for a protein of 392 amino acids. Lineage: Eukaryota; Metazoa; Chordata; Actinopteri; Centropomidae. Gene Ontology annotation, molecular function: lactosylceramide alpha-2,3-sialyltransferase activity.